This is a messenger RNA of Theobroma cacao (cacao), 1089 nucleotides long. Its product is annotated as scopoletin 8-hydroxylase-like. NCBI's taxonomy places the organism in Eukaryota, Viridiplantae, Streptophyta, Magnoliopsida, Malvales, Malvaceae. The record is from RefSeq and is a predicted model, not a curated record.
AUGGCUCCUAGCUUUGAUGAUAGCAGCUCGCUUUUCAACUUUGUUGUCCGAGAUGGAAAUGGUGUCAAAGGAAUGGUGGACUUAGGCUUAUCGAAGGUGCCACAGGCUUACAUGCAACCACCAAAAGAGCGAAUAGACAAGCAAAACGCGAGCAAACAUGAGCAGCCGCCGAUUGAUUUGUCGAGGCUAGAUGGCCCUUACCAUGAUGAAGUGGCCAAGGAAAUUGUUAGAGCAGCUGAGACUCUGGGCUUCUUCCAAGUUGUGAACCAUGGAGUGCCUGUUGAUCUACUAGAGUCCCUUAAGGAUACCGCACAUAAAUUCUUCGGACUGCCCCCAGAAAGGAAGGCUGUUUAUCGUACAGAAGUGAGUCCAACCUCCUUAGUGAAGUAUGGGACCAGUUUUGUGCCAGAGAAAGAGAAAGCAUUGGAGUGGAAAGACUAUAUCAGCAUGGCAUACACCAAUGACGCCGAAGUUCUCGAACAUUGGCCCAUAGAGUGCAGGGAAGUGGCAAUUGAGUAUUUGAAGACAUCACUUGAGAUGGUGAAGAAAUUACUUCAUGUUUUGAUGCGAAACCUCGGAGUCGAACUAGAUGACUCAAAAAUUGAUUCACUUAUUGGGAGGAAGACUGUCCAUAUGAACUACUAUCCCACAUGUCCUAAUCCUGAGCUUACAGUUGGUGUAGGACGUCAUUCUGAUAUGGGCACUCUCACUGUCUUGUUACAUGAUGGGAUAGGUGGUUUGUAUGUAAAUGUUCCAGAAGAUGCAGAUAUUAGUAAGAAGGGAGAAUGGGUAGAGAUCCCUCCUAUUCCUGGUGCUUUGGUCAUCAAUGUUGGCGAUAUGUUACAGAUAUUGAGCAAUGGAAGGUAUAAAAGCGCAGAACAUAGAGUUCGUACAACAAGUGCAAAAUCAAGGGUGUCAAUACCAAUAUUUACAAUUCCAAAACCAACAGAAAAGAUUGCACCGCUUCCUCAAGUGGUCGAGAAAGAUGGAAUUGCUCAUUAUAGAGAAUUUCUGCUUGCAGAUUGCAUGAACAACUUUUUUGGAAAUCCACAUGAUGGUAAAAAGUCUCUUGAUUUUGCAAGGAUUUAA